AUGAGCUACGGGUACAACGUAUACUCAAACACACGUCCUCGAAAUAGCAUACCCUCUGUUCCUCAGCCAUCAUUGAUGGCUCUGAAUACCAUACUCACAAUUGGUCCAUAUAAGCACCGCAAAGAUUUGACACGAGAAUCGGUACUAUCUCGGUACCAGACCAUUGGGUACAUUGCUGCUGGUACCUACGGUAAGGUUUACAAGGCCAGAUCGAAAACCAAUCAACAAGAACACACUGCUGAGCCUCAAUUAUUUGCGAUAAAAAAGUUCAAAAGUGAAAAUCAUCUGUCGGCUAAAAGUCACGGUCACGACAUGAAUGGAAAAGAGGUGAUGCUAUAUACGGGGAUCUCGCAAUCGGCUAUCCGAGAAAUGUCACUUUGUCGAGAAUUAUCUCACAAGAAUAUCAUCAAGGUGGUGGAUGUGAUUUUAGAGAACAAGUCUAUUUACCUUAUUUUUGAAUUCUGUGAGCACGACUUGCUCCAGAUCAUCCACUUCCACUCGCACCCGGAAAUCAAACCCAUCCCCGAAGCCACCAUCAAGUCGCUCACCUGGCAAAUUUUGAACGGAGUAACGUUUCUUCAUAAAAACUGGAUUUUUCAUCGCGACUUGAAACCGGCCAAUAUUAUGGUUCUGAGCAACGGAGUGGUGAAAAUUGGCGAUUUGGGUCUUGCUCGAAAGUUCAAUAAUCCUCUUCAAAGCUUGUACUCGGGCGAUAAAGUGGUGGUGACUAUCUGGUAUAGAGCACCCGAAUUGCUCUUGGGGGCUCGUCAUUAUUCGCCAGCUAUAGACCUCUGGGCCAUAGGAUGCAUUUUGGCCGAGCUUUUGAGCUUGCGGCCUAUAUUUAAAGGCGAAGAGGCGAAAAUUGAUAUGAACAAUAAGAAACUGGUUCCAUUUCAGAAAAACCAAAUCCAAAAAAUCGUCGAAAUCUUGGGUACUCCCACGCUAGCACAGUGGCCCUCGCUCGAUAAAUACCCCGAGUAUCCUGCAUUCCAACAACAAAUUACCCACAAGUAUCCACCCAAUUUGGUGAGCUGGUAUAAGGCUAUAGGAAGAACCAAUAAGCGGUGUUUAAAUCUUCUUUUGAGUUUACUCGAGUACGAACCAAUGUCCCGACUCAGUGCAGAUAAUGCCCUUGUGCACGAGUUCUUUCUAGAAGCUCCCAAGGUGACCCAAAAUGCAUUCGAAGGCCUAAACGUAACCUACCCAAAAAGACGAAUCUACACCGAUGAUAAUGAUAUUAUGUCCAAUCAGGCGCCUGCAAAACGACUGAAUUUUGAAGACGGCGCUGGUCGAAAGAGGCAUAAAUAG
Messenger RNA from Meyerozyma guilliermondii ATCC 6260, 1308 nucleotides. It is a transcript of the gene SSN3, whose product is annotated as cyclin-dependent serine/threonine protein kinase. The record is from RefSeq and is a predicted model, not a curated record. Gene Ontology annotation, cellular component: nucleus; mediator complex. NCBI's taxonomy places the organism in Eukaryota, Fungi, Ascomycota, Pichiomycetes, Serinales, Debaryomycetaceae. The transcript has a single exon. The coding region runs from base 1 to 1308 and encodes 435 amino acids. Gene Ontology annotation, molecular function: RNA polymerase II CTD heptapeptide repeat kinase activity; cyclin-dependent protein serine/threonine kinase activity; ATP binding. Gene Ontology annotation, biological process: protein phosphorylation.